Messenger RNA from Trichomonas vaginalis G3, 414 nucleotides. RefSeq lists its product as uncharacterized. NCBI's taxonomy places the organism in Eukaryota, Parabasalia, Trichomonadida, Trichomonadidae. The record is from RefSeq and is a predicted model, not a curated record. The transcript has a single exon. The annotation marks the transcript as partial.
CAAGAACGUGAAGAGCUAGAGAACAAGCUUGAAGCAAAAGACAAAAACAUUCAGAAAAGAAUACCACGUUCGGUACCAAAAGGAAAGGAAAAGAACUAUAAGUAUAUGAUUUAUACUGAAGAGAUGGAAAAUGAAGAAGAUAAAGAUAUGGUUAUGUUGCAUUUAGUCAGAAGAAACAACAAAAGCUUUUACGACCUUGCUAAGAUUUACAAAUCUGACAGAAAUUGGUUCUAUCGCGAAAACUUACCGAUUUCAAUGACACCGAAUGAAGAUGUGAAACAAAUAGUUCAAGAUACUUUACCUCAAACACACUAUGAUAUGAAAGGUUGUACAAUACUUACCUUCAAAGAAGAUUUGCCAUUGUUAAAGGAAAAAAUAACAGAGUAUUUUGACAACUUCAAACAAGUAGAGUAG